CACCCCACCCCACCCCACCCCUCCCUACGUUGUAGACCCCUCACCCUCAUCCUCUCUCCUCCCUCUGCCCCCAGGGCCCCCCCGCCAUGGGCACGGACCCUUUGGACCCUCAGGACCCUCAGGACCCUCAGGGCAGCGCAGCCCCCCCCAGCCUGGCCGGGCAGCUGUAGGGAGGGGCCCCAUGGAGGCUGCGGGGACCCCCCCGACCCCUCCCGGGGUGCUGGCGGUGCAGGACGCCAUCGUCUUCUCCGGGGGGGGAGCCGAGGGGGUGACACCCCCCCUGGCACCCCCCCUGGCAUCCCCCUUGACCCCCACCCUGACCUCCCCGCAGGCACCCCCCCUGACCCCUUCCCAGACCACUCUGGCACCCUCAGUAACCCCCUCCCUGACCCCCGUGACCCCCCCCCAGGCCCCCUCCCCAGCCCCCCCCCAGGCACCCAGCGCCCUCCCCGACGUGUUCUGGGCCAGCCUGGCCCGUGCCCAGCUCUGCGUGUGGGACCUGCAGGGAGCCCUCGAGGGGCAGCCCCCCCCCAGGGACCCCCUACCCCAGCACCCCUGGGACCCCCCCCACUGUGGGGACACGGCCCCUGGCACUGUCCCCCCCCAGCCUGGGGGUCCGGAGGAGAACGUGCAGAGCCUGGGGGUGGAUGGGAGCAGCUUCCAGGAGCUCCAAGGCUGUGAAUCCACGUUGGAGAACAUCUUCCACAUGUCCAUGGAUGGGAAUGUCCCACCCAAGCCCAUGGAUAAGAGCAACUUCCAGGAGCUCCAAGGCCAUGGAUCUACAUUUGAGAGCGUCUUCCACGUGUCCAUAGGGGGGAACAUCCCACCCAAGCCUGUGCUCAUGGAUGGGAGCAUCUUCCAGACAUCCAUGGAUGGGUCCAUCCCACCCAAUUCCAUGCCCAUGGAUAAGAACAUCCCACCCCAGUCUGUGCCCAUGGAUGAGGGCACUUUCCAUGAGGACCAAGGCCAUGGAUCCACACACAGGAGCAUCUCCCUCGUGCCUUCAGGUGGGACCAUCUCCCCAAAAUCUGUGCCCGUGGACAAGAACAUCCCACCCGAGACCUUGCCCUUGGAUGGGAGCGUCUUCCAGGAGGACCAAGGUUGUGGAUACAUUUCUGAGAGCAUCUUCCACAUAUCCACGGGUGGGAGCAUCUCCCCCAGGUCCAUGGCUGUGGGUGGGAGCAGCUCCCCCACGUCCGUGCCCGCGGAUCAGGGAAUCUCUCAGGAACAUGUGACUGUGGAUGGGACCAUCUCACCCAAGCCCAUGGCCAUGGAUGAGACCAACUCGUGCACAGGCAGGAGCAUCUCAGGGGAGACUGUGCCAGAGGGUGGGACCAUCUCACACAUGUCCAUGUCCACGGAUGUGCCAAAGCAUGGGACCAUCUCACCCAAGUCUGUGCCCAUGGGUAGGACCGUCUCUCAGGAGAAUGUGGAUUUGACCAUCUCACCCGAGUCUAUGACCAUGGAUGGGCCCAACUUGUCCAAAUCUGUGCCUCUGGAUGGGACCAUCUCACCCAAAUCUGUGCCUGUAGAUGGGACCAUCUCACCCAAAUCUGUGCCUGUGAAUGGGACCAUCUCACCCAAAUCUGUGCCUGUGAAUGGGACCAUCUCACCCAAAUCUGUGCCCGUGGAUGGGACCAUCUCACCCAAAUCUGUGCCCGUGGAUGGGACCAUCUCACCCAAAUCUGUGCCCGUGGAUGGGACCAUCUCACCCACAUUCAUGCCCACGGGUGGGACCAUCUCUCCAGAGGAUGUGCCCAUGGACGCAACGAUCCCAUCUAUGCCCAUGACCAUGGAUAGGACCAUCCCAUCCAGGUUCACAACCACAGAUGGGACCAUCUCACCUGAAUUCGUGCCCACAGAUGAGACCAUCCCUCAGGAGCACCUGACUGUGGAUUUGACCAUCUCGGCCAAGUCCGUGACCAUGGAUGAGACCAACCUGUCCAAGACUGUGACGAUGGAUGGGACCAUCUUACCCAAAACUGUGCCCACGGGUGGGACCACAACCCCUGAGCCCCGAGCCCCCGAACGCAGCAAAGAGGAGAAGGGUGAGGAUGAUGAGGUUGAUGAUGACGAGGAUGACGAGGAUGACCAUGGCAGCACCUCCCCAGAGGAAGAUGCCGAGGACGAGGAGGACCUGGAGGAGGAGGAGGAACCCCAGUUCCACACCAACCCCCUGUUCCAGAGCCGGCUGGUGGCCCUUGGGGGGGCCCAGGGGGUGCCCCUUUACCGGACCCACAGCGCUGCCUUCGCCGAGGGGGGGGACACCACAGGGGGCACCGGGGCAGAACCGGGGGACCCCCAAACCCCCCCCACACCCACAGCCCUCAGGGGUCACCCCGAAGGGGACAUCGGGGACAUCGCCAUGGAGUGGGGACCCCCCCAACCCUCAGACCAGGCACUCUCCGACCCCCCGGAGCUGCCCCUGGGAUCUGGGAGGGGGCAGCUGGAAUGGGCAGAGCAGGACCCCCCUGCAGUCCCCACCCCUCUGGAGCUCAGCCCAGGUGAGGGGGACUGGGACCCCCCUACACCUCCUGAGCUCACCCCAGAGCAGGGGGGCCUGGACCCCCCCAGUCCCAGGUACCCCCCAGGAGGGGGAGAUGAGGAUCUGCCCCUCCCCAGGCCCCUAACCCCCCCAGAGCCACUCCUGGGAGAGGGGUCUGGGACCUCCACCAGCCCCCCAGUGCCCCCAGAUUUGCCCCAAAAGGGGGGGCAACAAACCCCUCCAGCCCCUCCUGAUUUGCCCCUCAAAGAGGGGCAAGAGACCCCCACAGAUUUACCCCAAAAAGGGGGGUUCCAAACCACCCCAGCCCCCCCAGAUAUGCCACAGAAAGGGGGGUACAAGACCCUCCCCACCCCCUCCGCUUUGUCCCCAAAAGAGGGACACCAAACCCCCCCAGAACCCCCAGAUUUGCCCCAGGCAGGGACACACCAGGCUCCCCCAGCCCCCCCAGAUUUACCCCAAAGAAGGGGGAACCAAACCUUCCCAGACCCCCCCAGUAUGCCUCAGGGAGGGGGAUACGAGACCCCACCAGCCCCCCCAGAUUUGCCCCAAAAAGGGAGGAAUGAAAUCCCCCCAGAUUCCCCCAAUGUGGCCCAAAAAAGAGGGGGGUACCAGACGCCCCCAGCCCCCCUAGACCUGGCCCAAGAAGGAGGGGACCAAACUACCCCAGAUUUGCUCCAAAAAGGGGGGGGGGCACCAGACCCCUCCACCCCCCCCCGAUUUGAACCAAGGAGUGGGGUUCCAGCCCCCCGCAGCCCCCCCAGAUUUGCCCCCAAAAGGGGGGUUCCAGCUGCCUGUCAAAUCCUUGCCCCCCACUGAUUUAUCCCAGGGAGGGGGACACCAGAACCCCCCCAGCCCCCUGACCCCCCUCAAACCCCCCCUCAGCCCCCUUUACCAGCCCCCCCCCCAAGU
Molecule: messenger RNA, 3415 nt
Organism: Chiroxiphia lanceolata (lance-tailed manakin)
Lineage: Eukaryota; Metazoa; Chordata; Aves; Passeriformes; Pipridae
Product: PH and SEC7 domain-containing protein 4-like
Exons: 3
Coding region: 182-3322 (1046 amino acids)
Biological process (GO): regulation of ARF protein signal transduction
Cellular component (GO): ruffle membrane
Molecular function (GO): guanyl-nucleotide exchange factor activity
Source: RefSeq, a predicted model, not a curated record